Rhea pennata is the source of this 1180-nucleotide messenger RNA. RefSeq names its product signal recognition particle 14 (gene SRP14). The record is from RefSeq and is a predicted model, not a curated record. The transcript has 5 exons. Gene Ontology annotation, biological process: SRP-dependent cotranslational protein targeting to membrane. Bases 42 to 374 code for a protein of 110 amino acids. Gene Ontology annotation, cellular component: signal recognition particle, endoplasmic reticulum targeting. NCBI's taxonomy places the organism in Eukaryota, Metazoa, Chordata, Aves, Rheiformes, Rheidae. Gene Ontology annotation, molecular function: 7S RNA binding; endoplasmic reticulum signal sequence receptor activity.
CGUUUCCGGGCGGGCGGCGCGGCGCGGCGUGGCGCGGCGCGAUGGUGCUGCUGGAGAGCGAGCAGUUCCUCACAGAGCUUACAAGACUCUUUCAGAAGUGCAGAACUUCGGGCAGUGUUUUCAUAACACUGAAGAAAUAUGACGGUCGAACAAAACCAGUCCCACGUAAAGGCCAUGUAGAAAGUUUUGAACCAGCAGACAAUAAGUGUCUUCUAAGAGCAACUGAUGGAAAGAAGAAAAUUAGUACAGUGGUGAGCUCAAAGGAAGUAAAUAAAUUCCAGAUGGCAUACUCAAAUUUGCUGAGAGCUAACAUGGAUGGCUUGAAGAAGAAAGACAAGAAAAGCAAAAACAAGAAGAGUAAAGCAACGCAGUGAUGGAACAGUGACCUACUAUCACUUUAACAGACCAGACCCUUGCUCAAAGCAAAGUCCAUUUCCUUUUGAGUUACUUGUCUUUGGCUUUCCUUCCAGCAGGAUACUGGGAUGUGAUCAGUACUUGUGUUUAAACUGAAAGCCAAAAGUGCUUUCUGUGGAUUGCUGUAUGGCAGGAGUAUUUAUUUACAGGGUUAUACUGAAAUAGCUUUACACUCAACUGCCAACUAGUUUUGUACUUACACUGCUGUUUGUUUUGUAUUAUACAAAUAGGCAGUGUAAAACCCAUUUGGGGAGUAAUACAGGGUGAAGAGAAAUGCACGAUAACAUGAGCAAAGUGACGCUAAAAUUGGAGUCUCAGUGACAGUUGCCCAAUUUUAUAGAUAAGCCUCAGUAAUACCAGGGAGAGUGGGUGCCAACAUAUUAUCAGGAACAGCAGCUUUCCUGUUUAUAUCUUACUUUGAGGCACAUGUCUACAUGAUGCAGUGCAGAUAUCCAUAAGGUAGUAUGGUGCCUGAGCUCUCACAGAGCUAAUCAGCUGUGUCUUUACUCCAUGCUGAUAAGAGCUCUGCUGAGUGUAGCGUGGGUUGGGGGAGGGCAGGACUCUGCACCAUGUUCCAUUUAGACAUGCUUAAAACUGCUCAUGUCAACAGAACUUUUUUUUUUUAAAAAAAAAGCUUCAUCCUUCAACAUAUUCAGGGAUCUGAUUUCCCCAUACUUCACAUCUUAAAGUAGUAGCGUCUUCAUAGAAGCAGAUGUAAAAGCUGAAUAUUUAAUAAUUGUUCCUAUUAAACACAAUGAGAAAUGGA